CCAAACUCCUCAUUGCCCGAUUCUAUCUAUCAAAUUGUUCGUUCCAUCUCCAUUCGGAUAUCCUGCUGAGCAACGCAAUUCCCGCUCACACACAUCGCACUAAUCGAUUCCUCCAUCGUUCGAGCCCGGCUUCCCAGACUUGUCUCUGGACCUCGCUUUCUCCCGAGUUUCACCAUCCUGCGGCGGCCUCUAUGCUGCAUGCCGGCAGCCCUUUCUUUCUCACGCGCCCACGCUUCCACCCUCCGUCAUGAUGCCCUUACGCAAUUGAUCGCACCAUCUGCUCGAAGCAGGACUGCCUGUUUCCAUCAUGGCUGGCGCUUGGCCUCCAACAUAGCCAAGGCAGACGACGGCCGUCCGGAGACGCCUAACCCCGACUUGGCCGUUUGUAAUGAGCCAAAUGUCGACAUCCACAGCUUGCGAAAUACCCUCAGAGCCCACCGCGAGGCGAAUCGAGCCUCUGUUAUACGGAAAGUCGUUGGAGAGCGCCACACUACUCGCCUGCACAUUGGAAGCUUCCUCGAUGAACCACCAUCCAGACCGCAUAGAGACGCUUCGAAAGCUCGAAAAAAAGGAGCUAGAUUCUUCUUAGGGAACAUCAGUGGAAAGACUGCGUUUCUCUCUGACAUUCAGUCUCCUCCGACAAAGGGUCAGUUCGGGAAGCACUACAAAGGCAGCUAUCGUGACCUGAGUGGUCUCUGGCGUUUCAAGGAGAAUGAGGGCGUACUUCCUACGAAGGUUCGUCUGCCAUGGUUGGCACAUGUUCCCAGUCAUGGGGCAAAGACUGGGUCAUCUGCGCUCGACCGACUGUCGUAUGAGAUUCGAGCCUUUGAAAAUUACAUUGCCCCUACGCAGGAGGAGAAACGUGCCGCCGAAAAUGCUCUCUCGGGAAUCGUUCGAGCUAUCCAGAUAGCUGACGAAAAUCUCGAUGUUGAUAUUAUCGGAUCGCGCGCCACGGGCCUGGACGACCCUCUCUCAGAUCUCGACCUCAACGUCACAAGUACCUUGUCGCCGGCGUCCUUGAAUCGUCUCAGAACACCCGUUGAAAUUUUGGACCUGCUGGAGCAGGCUUUUCGUGGCCGCCAUCGCUCGCUCCGCUUAGAGUUGCGUCCGCUUGACGUGGUGAUCAAUCUCAGAAAUGCCAGGGUUCCCAUCUUAGUGUGUCAACACAAAAAUUCUGGGUUGCCAGUGCAGAUACAGAGUACGCCACGCACCCUUGACAACACUGACUACGUGAAGGCCGUUUUGCAGGAAUACCCUACCUUGCGAAGCCUGUACAAAGUCUUGAAACAGACACUCGCCAUGCGCGGUCUCCAUAUUGGCAAUCAUGGAGGACUCACCUCCUACCCCCUCAUCAUCAUGAUUGUGGCGGCUCUCAAAUUUUCUGAGGGCAAAUUUGAGCGUAUGGAUGUGGCCAGACAGUUCCUAUAUUUCCUCGACAUGUAUGCGGAAGUCGACUUCUCCACUCAAGGGAUCUCCACGCGGCCUCUUGGAUACUUCCCCAAAGAGAUCAAGGCGACUAAGUUCACGCAGAGGUCGCUUGUCAACGAUCAAGAAUCUGCAACAUUGUACAAGGAGGAACUUAGGGGCCAACGGCGAAUGUCAGUACGUCAGAAGGGCGACGUACACUAUAUGACCUUACAGGACCCUGCAGAUCCAUUUAACGAACUUGGAAGGAAUGCAUACCAGGUCAAAGAUAUCCAAGAGACACUGAUCAGCCUACGUACGCAAUUGAAGGAAGCAAUGGUGGAAUGGGAUCGGGUCGUAUCUGGGCGGGAACUCUCAGACGAGCAUUUUCGAUCGCACUCGCUCUUAGAGCCGUGCAUAAGCGGUGAUUAUCGAGUAUAUGAGAGUGAGCGAGGCGACUUACGACUUGUCGGUCAGAGAACGGCAAAAAUCAUGAAAGCCCCCACACAAAAUUAGAACAUAUAAAUGAAAAUCCUAACUC
This is a messenger RNA of Exophiala xenobiotica, 1945 nucleotides long. RefSeq lists its product as uncharacterized. Gene Ontology annotation, biological process: RNA 3'-end processing. Bases 199 to 1920 code for a protein of 573 amino acids. Lineage: Eukaryota; Fungi; Ascomycota; Eurotiomycetes; Chaetothyriales; Herpotrichiellaceae. Gene Ontology annotation, molecular function: mRNA binding; poly(A) RNA polymerase activity. The record is from RefSeq and is a predicted model, not a curated record. Gene Ontology annotation, cellular component: nucleolus; TRAMP complex. The transcript has a single exon.